Molecule: messenger RNA, 1942 nt
Organism: Homarus americanus (American lobster)
Lineage: Eukaryota; Metazoa; Arthropoda; Malacostraca; Decapoda; Nephropidae
Product: gastrula zinc finger protein XlCGF57.1-like
Exons: 2
Coding region: 40-1581 (513 amino acids)
Biological process (GO): regulation of transcription by RNA polymerase II
Molecular function (GO): RNA polymerase II cis-regulatory region sequence-specific DNA binding; DNA-binding transcription factor activity
Source: RefSeq, a predicted model, not a curated record
CAGUGUGGUGAUUUAUUUUACAGUAGUGAUUCUCUGAAGAUGCAUACCUGUAUGGCCGAACACAUUGAUGAGAUAAAUAUUAAGUAUGAAGAAGUUGAUGAAAGUUUUAACAGUAACUUUGAUGUGACACAACAUGUGACUGUUGAUGAGAAAGAUAUUAAGUGUGAAGAGUUUGAUGAAAGUUUUAACAGUAACUAUGAUGUGACACAACAUGUGACUGUUGAUGAGAAAGAUAUUAAGUGUGAAGAGUUUGAUGAAAGUUUUAACAGUAACUAUGAUGUAACACGACAUGUGACUGUUGAUGAGAAAACUCGUAAAUGUCUGGAAAGUGGUCAAAGUUAUAACCAAAAGGGACAACUAAAGGAACAAAUAGUUGUACACACUGGUGAAAAGAAUUUUAAGUGUGGAGAGUGUGGUAAAAGUUAUUACAGGAAGAGCCAUCUGAACAGCCAUAUGGUUGUACACACUGGUGAGAAGAAUUUUAAGUGUGGAGAGUGUGGUAAAAGUUAUUUCACAAAGACCCAUCUGAAGAAUCAUAUGGUUGUACACACUGGUGAGAAGAAUUUUAAGUGUGGAGAGUGUGGUAAAAGUUAUUCCAGAAAGGACGAACUGAAGAGCCAUAUGGUUGUACACACUGGUGAGAAGAAUUUUAAGUGUGAAGAGUGUGGUAAAAGUUAUUCCAGAAAGAGCUAUCUGAAGAAGCAUAUGGUUGUACACACUGGUGAGAAGAAUUUUAAGUGUGAAGAGUGUGGUAAAAGUUAUCACAGAAAGGGCGAACUGAAGAGCCAUAUGGUUGUACACACUGGUGAGAAGAAUUUUAAGUGUGGAGAGUGUGGUAAAAGUUAUCACAGAAAGGGCGAACUGAAGAGCCAUAUGGUUGUACACACUGGUGAGAAGAAUUUUAAGUGUGAAGAGUGUGGUAAAAGUUAUUACACGAAGAUCCAUCUGAAGAGCCAUAUGGUUGUACACACUGGUGAGAAGAAUUUUAAGUGUGGAGAGUGUGGUAAAAGUUAUCACAGAAAGGGCGAACUGAAGAGCCAUAUGGUUGUACACACUGGUGAGAAGAAUUUUAAGUGUGAAGAGUGUGGUAAAAGUUAUUCCGUAAAGCGCUAUCUGAAGAAGCAUAUGGUUGUACACACUGGUGAGAAGAAUUUUAAGUGUGAAGAGUGUGGUAAAAGUUAUUACACGAAGAUCCAUCUGAAGAACCAUAUGGUUGUACACACUGGUGAGAAGAAUUUUAAGUGUGAAGAGUGUGGUAAAAGUUAUCACAGAAAGAACGACCUGAAGAGCCAUAUGGUUGUACACACUGGUGAGAAGAAUUUUAAGUGUGGAGAGUGUGGUAAAAGUUAUUUCACAAAAACCCAUCUGAAGAGCCAUAUGGUUGUACACACUGGUGAGAAGAAUUUUAAGUGUGGAGAGUGUGGUAAAAGUUAUUCCAGAAAAGGUGAACUGAAGAGCCAUAUGGUUGUACACACUGGUGAGAAGAAUUUUAAGUGUGAAGUGUGUGGUAAAAGUUUUUCCAGAAAAGGUGAACUGACGAAACAUAUGUCUUUACACAUUGGUGAGAAGAAUCUUACAUGAAAGUUGUGGGGAAAGAUCUUACAGAAAAUGAUGUGGAAAACUGUAUGGUCUUGCAUGCUGGUAGGAACUAUUUCAAGUAUAAAUACUGUAAUCGAUUAUAACAUGCUCUUCAAAUUCCUGGGGUUAGGUUCUCAAAAUGGCCACGAAUAACAUUUGCUGACCCUGGGGGAGGGGGCGGUACAUUUAUACUGUACUCAUGUGCAAAGAAAUUUAUAUUUCCUUUAUAUGUUUGCCUUUACGACAAAAACCUGGAACGUCAAUGUGGCAUUUAAAAACUCAUGCACUGUUAAACAAAUGUUAAACAAGAACUCCCCCAACAAGCAUUUAUAAGGUUUCUUGCAAGGAAUGUAAUAUGUUUUAC